Caenorhabditis sp. 36 PRJEB53466 is the source of this 620-nucleotide messenger RNA. NCBI's taxonomy places the organism in Eukaryota, Metazoa, Nematoda, Chromadorea, Rhabditida, Rhabditidae. The record is from the annotation of a GenBank genome assembly.
AUGUUUUGCCACGUCAAAGACGAGGUUUUGUAUGUGAAAAAGGAGGAAUUCGAGGAGCCGAUCACGGACAAAUGGGUCAUUGAUAUGCAAAAUGUGGAAAAGUACCGGCCGAUCGGUGAGCGAAAUUAUCAAUUCUCCAUGAAAACAGCCGAAUUCGUUGCAGGACCCACUCUUCCGGACGGAUCGAUCAACUGGCAGUGCGCGUGCAUGGCCGGAGGGUCACUCGUCGCCCACCGGUCCCGUUCCCGUCCGUUUUCCCCUCGAGACCCUCCGUUUUCAGAUGCGGCAACUAUUUCCGCGAACUGUACGUGUGCAUGAAGAGCGACGAUCAAAGGGAUCCGUCGGAAAAGUGCCCGAAUCAGUUUGUGGACUGGGCCGCCUGCAUGCAGAACAUGAGCGGUCCGUUUUUGGAUCUUUGCACGACUAUCAGUCUUGAUUUGAGGCUUUUAGCGUGAAAGUUUCAGCCUAAAAUGCCUAACUUUUUGCGGUAGCUGAAAAUAAAGCUCAAACUUGCGGUUCAGAACCGAUCACUCUGAAAAAGACGAUUUUCAGUUGAACGACGAGAACAAAUGAGAAAAGCGAUGAAGGAAGACAAGGAGGAGCUGAAAAUCAAUCAAUAA